Molecule: messenger RNA, 2695 nt
Organism: Seriola aureovittata
Lineage: Eukaryota; Metazoa; Chordata; Actinopteri; Carangiformes; Carangidae
Gene: ccne1
Product: cyclin E1
Exons: 12
Coding region: 348-1655 (435 amino acids)
Biological process (GO): regulation of cyclin-dependent protein serine/threonine kinase activity; G1/S transition of mitotic cell cycle
Cellular component (GO): cyclin E1-CDK2 complex; nucleus; centrosome
Molecular function (GO): cyclin-dependent protein serine/threonine kinase regulator activity
Source: RefSeq, a predicted model, not a curated record
UUUCCUUCUUUUUAGCACAAUAUAGAAAGGAUAUAUUAAACAUACGUGCAAUCGAGCCGCUCCAGGUGUGAAACUGCGGUUAAUGGAGGCGAGAUUAGACUAUAAAGAGGCGGUGAGAUUGGAGGUUUAGCGCCAAGUUAAAUCUACUCCUCCCUGCUAGGCGCCAGCUCAGAGGAACUAGCCCGGCCUGGGUACACAGACGCACAAAGAGCUCCUCCGAGUACGAACAACAGGCGGUGAAGUUACUCAAAAUUCAUAUUUAUUUUUUUAGACGUGGAUGAGAGUGAACUUCAAGGGCAGAGUCUUGAGGUUUACUCUGGGAACUGACACCAACCCCUCAGAAUAUAAUGAGAGGAAAACGGGAAGACACAGAACCGAAGUCUGUUGCUCCUGAGGCGCCCAAAGAAAACACAGCACGACCGAGAAAGAGGAAGGCAGAUGUUGCUAUUUAUUUACAAGAUCUGGAUGAUGAUGAGGAGGUAGCAGAGAUGACGAGGAAGAAGCAGCGUGACUGUGAGCUGGUCUGGAGUCCUGGUACUGGUUACAAGAGUCCACACAGGUGGAUUCCCACGCCUGAUCACGAAGAGGACCAACCUGUUGCUCUGAUAAAUGCAGGCUUCCCCCACUACAACUUUAACAACAUAUUUGUCACCCCCGUGCAUUGUGCCCCACUCCCUGCGCUGUGCUGGGCCAGUAAGGAUGUGGUGUGGAGCAACAUGUUGGAGAAGGAUAAGACCUACACCAGAGAUGUGCAUGUGAUGGAGAAGCAUCCUCAUCUUCAGCCCAAGAUGAGAGCAAUUCUCCUGGACUGGCUCAUGGAGGUGAGUGAGGUGUACAAGCUGCACAGGGAGACGUACCACCUCGCUCAGGACUACUUUGACCGCUUCAUGGCCACACAGAGAAACGUCUUCAAAUCAACACUGCAGCUCAUAGGCAUCACCUGUCUCUUCAUCGCUGCCAAAGUCGAGGAGAUGUAUCCUCCCAAGGUCCACCAGUUUGCCUACGUUACAGACGAGGCCUGCACGGAAGAUGAGAUUCUCAGUAUGGAAAUCAUUAUUAUGAAGGAGCUGAAGUGGAGUCUCAGUCCACAGACUCCCAUCUCCUGGCUCAAUGUUUACAUGCAGGUGGCCUACCUGAAAGAGACAGAUGACCUGCUCAUCCCCAGAUACCCCCAGACUACCUUCUCACAGAUAUCAGAGUUGUUGGAUCUCUGUAUGCUAGAUGUGCAUUGCCUUGAGUUUUCCAAUGGUACCCUGGCUGCUUCAGCCCUGUUUCACUUCUCCUCCUUGGAGCUGGUGGAAAACGUUUCAGCCCUGAAGUGGGUGGAGGUAGAGGAGUGUGUAAGGUGGAUGGUGCCUUUUGCCAUGGCUCUGCGGGAGGUUGGCGGGUUGCCCAUGAAAACAUUCCCAGGAAUCCCUGCGGAUGACAUGCACAACAUCCAGUCCCAUGCCCCUUAUCUGACAUGGCUGGACAAGGCCUACUCUUACCAGGAUGUGGAGUUGGAGUGUCACGGCCGGUGCUCUGUCCCUUCAGGCGUCCUGACUCCACCUCUGAGCAGUGAGAAAACUGAAGAGCUGGCUCGAGUGGACAGCACAAAACUGAAAGUUAUACCAAGGAUGCACGCGGCAUCUCCACAGCGGUCCCUUCCAAAGUAGCGAAGCGACCACUGAAACUGAUGAGACAACAGCAAAUUUUAAUUCGAUUUUUACAUUGGAGCUGUAAGAAAGGCGCAGCUCUGAUGUGUUGCCUCUGAACAGUGACGCCUCUGCAGCACCAGUACAGAUGUAUGAUGGAUUUCUGGUGGGGAAACACUGGAAGUGGUAUUUUCUCAUUUCAAAGUCAUGCUGAUUUACUUGGAUGCUUUUAAAUGUCUCUGAAGGGGGUGAAUACACUGACUUUGGAUAAAUUGGGGAAGUACUGACAAUCAGUGAACAAAUGGCUUUGAUCCCCACAGGAAUCUUUACCUAUUCAACCCUCCAGCUCGGGUGAAAACACAAAGCUAAGGGCCAGUAGGGAUGGGACGGCCCAAGAGGAGAAUUCUUUUGUUUGUUUGUUUUUUUUUUUUUUGUUUUUUUUAAUAGCAUUGCACCCUCAUGCUUGCAUUAAUUACCAGUCACACCUACAUUUAAUGGUUGCCAUCUUUAUUUGCUAUGCAGAGGCCAAAUUCAGUUUUAUGGAGUCUGUAUUUGAUUGUGUGUGUGUGCUAGUUUUUUUUUUUUUUUUUUUUUUUUUUUUUUUUAAAUUCUUUUAGUGGCCUCAUUUGCCCAAAAACUAUUCCUAGAGUCCUAUUUGGCUCUAUGUGCUGCUAUAAAGUGGGCUUUGCAUGAUGGAGGGGGAGGAGAGCGAGUGUGUGUGUGAAUGAGUGUGUGAGAUUUUUUGUUUUUUCUUAAUGAUAUGAAAUAGGGUGUUGCUCUUGUUUUUGGUUGUACUCUCUGUACAUUUUAUUGGAUAAAACAUGGCCAUGUUUUACUUGGGGACCAGUAGCUCGGCUACAUAAAUGGACAAGUGACAAAGCCAGGCUUCAGAAGCUAAACUAUGGAUUGUAUUUAACUUUGUUUUUUUUUUUUUUUUUUAUCCCAACCUGCAGUUCGUUUGCCCACCACCAAAAUGUAAGAUUUCUAUUUUGACAUUUUAAAAAUAAAAUGCUGCUACAUAUUUUCCAUCAAAGAAAGUUUCUCAAGACUUUUUAAUUUAG